AUGCCUAAGAUUCACCCUGAGACCAAAGCGUUGAUUAUCAAGAGGCUGAAGACCAGAUCCACUGCUGAGGUGGCUGACAACUUCAAUGUGUCUCAGCAUCAAAUACAAAGUGAAUUUGAAUUGUUUGACAGGACCAUAUUUAUUGAUCUUUUGUGUGUCUGUCAACAGUAUGGACGGUCGGACAGCUACCGCGUGGCCACCACGCAGGACAAGGAUGAGAAGGAGUCGCCCAAGAAGGGGAAGGGAGGCAAGGAUCUGGAUGACCUGAAGAAGGAAGUGCCCAUAAUGGAACACAAAAUGUCAGUGGAGGAGGUUUGCCGGAAAUACAACACUGAUAUUGUUCAGGGUUUGACCAAUGCCAGGGCAGCAGAGUACCUGGCCAGGGAUGGCCCCAACGCCUUGACUCCACCCCCCACCACCCCAGAGUGGGUCAAGUUCUGUCGCCAGCUGUUCGGUGGCUUCUCCAUCCUGCUGUGGAUCGGCGCCAUCCUCUGCUUUCUGGCCUACGCCAUCCAGGCAGCCACAGAGGAUGAGCCCGCUGGGGAUAACUUGUAUUUAGGUAUCGUGCUGUCAGCUGUCGUCAUCAUCACCGGCUGCUUCUCCUACUUCCAGGAAGCAAAGAGCUCCAAGAUCAUGGAGUCCUUUAAGAACAUGGUCCCUCAGCAAGCCUUGGUGAUCCGUGAGGGAGAGAAGAUGCAGAUCAAUGCCGAGCAGGUGGUGGCAGGAGACCUGGUGGAAGUGAAGGGAGGAGACAGGAUCCCCGCUGACCUCCGCAUCAUCUCCUCCCACGGCUGCAAGGUGAGACACAGACACGCUCCUGUCAUUAAAGAGACAGAAGGCACCUCAGAGGCUCUUUUAGGAGCCAGUGUGAAGCGCUCCUCCUCCUCAGGUCUGGAACGUUCUUACAGCUCCUGGGAAACUUCAGAGGAAAACCGGAACAGACUGGUAAAGGCUGCGUCCACGUCAAAGCUGCUUGCCAAAGUGGUCAGGACAGCCGAGAGACACAAAGACCCGGUGGUCAGUCAAGGUAAUCACACGUUCAUCUUCAUCAUGGCCGACCUUAGUCUUCACCACCACCAUCAUCAUCUUCAUCGCCAUGUGUAA
Messenger RNA from Solea senegalensis (Senegalese sole), 1104 nucleotides. RefSeq names its product sodium/potassium-transporting ATPase subunit alpha-3-like. Bases 1 to 1104 code for a protein of 367 amino acids. Gene Ontology annotation, molecular function: P-type sodium:potassium-exchanging transporter activity. The record is from RefSeq and is a predicted model, not a curated record. Lineage: Eukaryota; Metazoa; Chordata; Actinopteri; Pleuronectiformes; Soleidae. Gene Ontology annotation, biological process: sodium ion export across plasma membrane; intracellular sodium ion homeostasis; proton transmembrane transport. The transcript has 8 exons.